Molecule: messenger RNA, 2213 nt
Organism: Siniperca chuatsi (mandarin fish)
Lineage: Eukaryota; Metazoa; Chordata; Actinopteri; Centrarchiformes; Sinipercidae
Gene: cdc40
Product: cell division cycle 40 homolog (S. cerevisiae)
Exons: 15
Coding region: 40-1785 (581 amino acids)
Biological process (GO): mRNA splicing, via spliceosome
Cellular component (GO): catalytic step 2 spliceosome
Molecular function (GO): protein binding; mRNA binding
Source: RefSeq, a predicted model, not a curated record
UACCGCCCUCCUGCUUCCGGUGAAUUCACAACAUCCAAGAUGUCUGCUGCCAUAUCUUCCCUCGUUUCGUACGGUAGCGAUUCUGAUUCAGAAAAUGAGUCGGAAUCCAAUAGCAGUGUCGAGAAAGUGGACCCAGUGAGCCCGGACGCCAUGGCUCACCUUAAACCUCUGCAGUCUGGACAAACGAUGUCUUUGGCUGUUCUCAAUUCUGCUCCCGAGGUCGCCGUUAAGGAGGCUGUUGAGACUGGCACACACCUGGACCCGUCAUUGAAAGAAGUCACUUAUAACCCCACGUAUGAAACCAUGUUUGCACCAGAGUUUGGGCCAGUGAACCCAUUUAAAAGCCAGCAGAUGGCUGCUCCCAGGAACAUGUUAUCUGGCUAUGCAGAACCUGCUCACCUCAACGACUUCAUGUUUGAACAGCAAAGGAGGACCUUCUCCACCUAUGGUUAUGCUUUGGAUCCAUCUGUUGACACACACCAGGUAUCCUCUAAUAGCUACAUUGGUGCAGUGGAUGAGGCUGAGAAAAAUAAAGGGCUUACUGUGUUUGAGAGCGGACUUAAGAAGUCAGAGAAAAGGAAAAAGGUCAAAGGUGGCGAUGCACAAGAGAUCGACAACUUCCUUGGACCAUGGGCAAAAUAUGCAGACGAGAAAGCUGUGGCCAAACCAUCAGAGGAAGAGCAGAAAGAGCUGGAUGAGAUCACAGCCAAGAGGCAGAAGAAGGGAAGGAACGAGGAAGAUGCUCCUGCAGAGGAGAAGACCAUUCUCCAUGUUAAAGACAUGUACGAUUAUCAGGGCAGGUCCUAUCUCCACGUCCCACAGGAUGUGGGCAUCAACCUGCGUUCUGCGGAAGCUCCAGACAAGUGUUACUUGCCUAAGAAACAGAUUCAUGUCUGGUCUGGACACACCAAGGGUGUCAGUGCUAUCCGACUGUUUCCUAGCUCUGGUCAUCUGCUGCUCUCCUGCUCCAUGGACUGUAAGAUCAAGCUGUGGGAAGUGUAUGCCGAGAGGAGAUGUGUAAGGACGUUUAUUGGCCACAGCAAAGCAGUGCGAGACAUUUGCUUCAACAACACUGGGACCCAGUUCCUCAGCGCUGCCUAUGACCGCUACCUUAAACUCUGGGACUCUGAGACAGGCCAAUGUAUCUCCCGCUUCACCAACAGGAAGGUACCGUACUGCGUCAAGUUCAACCCAGAUGAGGACAAACAGAACCUUUUUGUGGCCGGCAUGUCAGAUAAGAAGAUUGUUCAGUGGGACAGCAGGACAGGUGAGGUGGUUCAGGAAUACGACCGUCACCUGGGAGCCGUCAACACCAUCACCUUUGUUGAUGAGAAUCGUCGAUUUGUCAGCACGUCCGACGAUAAGAGUCUUCGAGUUUGGGAGUGGGACAUCCCUGUGGACUUCAAGUACAUCGCUGAGCCCAGUAUGCACUCUAUGCCAGCUGUGACACUCUCUCCCAAUGGUAAAUGGCUAGCAUGCCAGUCUAUGGACAACCAGAUUCUGAUCUUUGGAGCCCAAAACCGCUUCAGACUGAACAAGAAGAAAGUCUUCAAAGGCCACAUGGUGGCUGGCUAUGCCUGCCAAGUGGACUUCUCCCCAGACAUGAGCUAUGUGGUGUCAGGAGAUGCAGAUGGAAAGCUGAACAUUUGGGAUUGGAAGACCACCAAGCUUUACCACAGGCUCAAGGCUCAUGACAAGGUGUGCAUCAGUGCCCUGUGGCAUCCUCAUGAAACCUCCAAGGUCAUCACCUGCGGUUGGGAUGGACAAAUCAAACUCUGGGACUAGAUCUCUCUGUGUGUGUGUGUGUGUGUGUGUGUGUGUGUGUGUGUGUGUGUGUGUGUGUGUGUGUGUGUGUGUGUGUGUGUGUGUGUGUGUGUGUGUGUGUGUGUGUGUGUGUGUGUGUGUGUGUGUGUGUGUGUGUGUGUGUGUAACCCACAGGGCUGGUAUCCAGUCUUAUUGUAGCAGUGUAUUUUUGUAUCCUGUCGUAAGAGCUCAAAAUAUGUACUCAAGCAUACUUUUAAAAAUUUCUACUGCAAAAGGCAUAUUAGAGGGGUACCUUGGCUUUUUUUUUUUUUUUUUAAUAAAUGUUUUGUUAUGUUAACUUGCAAUGUCCUAUGUGUUAUGACUCUGUAAUCCUUGGUCAAAAUUCUUAAUUUUCAAUUGUAUGACCAUCCCUUUGUGGAAAUAAACAUUCUGCAAAUUUUACCUCUUAA